AUGUCCCAAUCACAGCUUGACAUCAAGGCGCUUCGAGCAAAGUUCCCGGCUCUUCGGCAAGACCAAGUCUUUCUCGACAAUGCUGGCGGGAGUCAGAUUCUAGGGGCUGCGGCUGACUCGAUACGAGACUACCUCAUCACCUCGAAUGUGCAGAUGGGUGCAUCAUAUGGCGUAGGCAAACUCUCAGCAACAAAAGUUGACAAGGGCUACGAAGCGGCUGCACGAUACAUCAAUGCACUGCCUGACGAAAUUGGUACCCUGAAUAUCCGGAAAGAAGUAUACGGUGCUUCUUCAACCCAAUUGUUACGCAACCUCGCACUGGCUCUCACCUUCGCUCAAGGUGAUGAGAUUAUCGUAUCAACUCUCGACCACGAGGCAAACAUCGCGCCAUGGCUAGAUCUGGCUGAGAGACAAGGGCUCAACAUCAAGUGGUGGACUCCAGAAGGCCAAGGCAACAACCCCAAGCUGACAGUCGAGAGCCUAAAGCCGCUCUUAUCCGACAGGACGAGAUUUCUUGCCUUGACUCAUUGCACUAACCUGCUUGGAUCAAUCCACGAUAUCAAGGCCAUCGCUGCAGCUGCUCAUGAGUAUCCAAAUGUUUUUGUUUGUGUCGAUGGGGUAGCUUACGCGCCUCACCGACCCAUCAAUGUCAAGGAUCUAGGCGUUGACUUCUAUUGUCUCUCAUGGUAUAAAGUCUUUGGCCCUCAUAUUGCAAUGCUGUACGGCAGCCGUGAGGCUCAGAAACAGCUUCGUCCCUUGGGCCACUACUUCAAUCCCGCUGAAAGUCUGUCCGACAAGGCUGGAUUCUCUGCAGGAAGCUAUGAGCUGAUAGCGAGUAUAUCUGUCGUGGUUGAUCAUCUUCUUGCUGAAAGCUGGGAGAAGAGUAUUCAGCAAGAGACAGAGAUUCAGAAAUUACUACUCGACUAUCUGUCCAAACGAGAAGACGCAACGAUCUACGGAGAACCGAGUUCGGAUGCCAGCAAGCGAUUGCCUAUUGUCAGCUUCACUAUCGACGGCUGGAACUCUCGAAGUGUCAUAGCAGCGAUCGAAGCUAACUCAAAUCUCGGGUUGAAGCAUGGCCACUUCUACUCUCAUCGUUUGGUAAAAGAGGUCCUCGAUCUUGAUACAACUGACGGCGUUGUUCGAGUGAGCAUGGCACAUUAUAAUACUCGCGAAGAAAUUCAGACCGUUAUAGAUACCUUACAGAACAUUAUUGUCAAGCGAUGACGUGGUAGGAAGAGUAGAAGAUGAAUAAAGAUACACGGACAAUACAAUAUGAUUGCCUUUGCUCAAGUAUUAUCCAGGCUUCCGACUCCAGGAUCUCGUCUCCACGCAGAGACAUCCCAUCCAAAAGGAACAGAGCCAGUUAGAUAACCCUCCGUCCUCGCGUCAUAGUCAUGACUUUCCUUAAGGCUAUCCUCAGGUGGAAACAGGCCAUUCGGGACCUCGUCCUCAGCCAUAUUAAACGGUGAGGCGAGGUGAUGAGC
Molecule: messenger RNA, 1487 nt
Organism: Fusarium oxysporum Fo47
Lineage: Eukaryota; Fungi; Ascomycota; Sordariomycetes; Hypocreales; Nectriaceae
Product: pyridoxal phosphate-dependent transferase
Exons: 4
Coding region: 1-1227 (408 amino acids)
Source: RefSeq, a predicted model, not a curated record